Messenger RNA from Theobroma umbraticum, 3218 nucleotides. Its product is annotated as putative lipid phosphate phosphatase 3, chloroplastic. Lineage: Eukaryota; Viridiplantae; Streptophyta; Magnoliopsida; Malvales; Malvaceae. Gene Ontology annotation, biological process: phospholipid dephosphorylation; phospholipid metabolic process. The record is from RefSeq and is a predicted model, not a curated record. Gene Ontology annotation, cellular component: membrane. Gene Ontology annotation, molecular function: phosphatidate phosphatase activity.
UGUUACUACUACUUUGUUGUUUUGUCAGAAUUAUUGAGGAUAGGGGUCUUCUGUUUAUACUUGGGUGUGUGAAUAGAACAAGCACUUUGGUUCCUUUCAGUUUUUGUUGGGUUCGCUCCUGCAUUUCAGGACAUAUAUUUAUUAUUAUGUAACUAACCCAUUACGUUAUCUGCUUUUGUGUGUUUUCGAUCGGUUUAUGCCAUGCCUUCCUGGAACACAGGUUUUCUUUCUUGGUUUAAGAAUUUCUGUAACGCUUUUCAGGUUAGUGGGAUGUAUUGAUUUGAAUAUUGCAACUUUGUUUUGUCAUUUAUUUGGUCACUGAUGUUGGAAUUCAUAUCAUAAAACAAAGUAUAACAUAGAUAUGCUUUGUGGGUAUUCUUGUUUAUUUCCUCUUUUUCAUACUUGACCUCAAAUCGUUGCUAGCUAUAUUCGGAAAAUGGGUUUUCUUUCCUUUCAAAGCUUUUGGUUCUUAGUCAUCACUCUGUUAUUAACAUUGGGUAUUGUAAAUAAUUUGGAGCGCUUUUGUUAAUUCUUUUUAUUAUGUUGGUAGCUAAAGUUCAAAGUAGGAAAUUUUUUCUAGAAUAACAUUGCUUGGUUCUAGAGUGAAGGUCUUGUAUGCAUUAAUCCAAAUACUGGUAUCUGUUAUGUUUUAUUGAUGUAUUCUAAGAGCAUUAAACUAACCAAGGAUUGAUAAUUUACCGGUUAUGCACAUCAUAAUAGCCACAUGCUGCAUGUCUUUCCCUCACUUAGUCCAUGGAAUGAAAUGAGUUUUAAUAAUUUAAAUAGUAAUAACAUGAUCCUAACUGCUUGGAAUGGCAUUGGGUUUCUUUCACCAUUGGCCAUAUAUAGAACUUUAUUCACCUACAUUAAGUUGAUGGAAUACUAUAUCAGUUUUGGGCUUUUGGUUUGUUGAUGGACAGUUGAUCACCAAGGUUUUUUAUUACUGUUUGCAAGUCUGAUUUUGCUGCUUGUAAUGCAUUCAAAUUUCAGUUAGUUUAAAUGUAUCGGUUUCACGUAGGAUUAACACGUUAUGACCUACUAUCUGCUGUUUUCAGCUAAGACUGAAGGACAAUAUCUUACUUCUAGGAUUUAAAGCACAUCACUGUCAAUUUGUUAAGAUAAACUAUUAAGAUGAUGGCAUACAUCACUCGUUACCAGGUGGACGACAUUUACUAUUUUAAACUUUGGCUACCGUCAAUGAUGGUGACAUAUUUCUUUGUGUCUAUAUGUAUCGAGGAUCCCCUAGUGAUCAGUUAUGGUGUAGGUGAUUAUUUACUAUGGGGAUUUUGGUAUUUGAUUGUCUCAGGGUACAUUCAUGCCUCCACUGACCUGACUGUUUUCAUUUUGUUCUGUUUUGGGGAUGCAUAGUGUUUGACUCUAGGAUAUUGGUCUUUUCCAAGGGUAAAGGCAUCAUAGCUCAUGAAUUUUAAGCAGUCAGAGCGUAGGAAAAGUAUGGUUGGAUUAAGAUAGUUACUCAUGCUUCAUAUUUUCAUCUAUAGGGUUCAUCAUUACUGUUGUAGUCUCUAAAACAUAAAUCCAUCAUUUCUUCUGGGCUUCUGCUAGCAAAUUAAAUAUCUCCAAUAUGGAACCUUACUAAUCAAUAUACACAAUAGAGAUAAAAUUUGAUUGUUUUUACCUUCCACUUGUUUAUUUAUUGUUAGUUCUCUUAGCUUUGGACUAAUUCCUGGUUAUUAGAUAACUGCUGUUUAAAGGUGCAUGCUUGCUAGACUUUGCUGAGCCAUCCUCUACAAUCUUCUCUUAAGCUUAAAACCUAUUAGAAGUUAGAUGCAAUGAAACUAUAGAUCGGAAUAUGAAGUUUACUAUCUAGGUAUAGUGAGGGGUUGGGGAGGAGGGUGGUGUUUAUAUUUCAUCCCUGAAGAUUGGUUGGUUGGAAUUGGUUAGGAUUUCUCAAGCUGGAGGUUGGAAAAUUCUGCAAAUGCUAGUCAUUCUUUGUCAUCCAUUGACCUUCCAUUGAUAGAACCCAGGAAUAAAGAGAAUGAGGGAAGUUCAGCUCGGUUCACAUACGGUAAGGUCCCAUGGUGUCACAGUUGCAAGGACACACAUGCUUGAUUGGCUUAUACUUCUCUUGCUCGUGGUGAUAGAGGUUCUCCUCUAUAUCAUUCAUCCAUUUUAUCGCUUUGUUGGGAAGGAUAUGAUGGAGGGUCUAAAAUACCCCUUAAAGAGUAACACGGUGCCUGUUUGGGCUGUCCCGGUGUAUGCAGUUCUGCUGCCAAUGAUGAUUUUUCUCCUUGUGUACAUCCAUAGGAGGGAUGUCUAUGAUCUUCAUCAUGCCAUACUAGGCCUCUUAUUCUCUGUUCUACUGACAGCGGUUAUCACAGAUGCAAUUAAAAAUGUAGUUGGCCGACCUCGGCCAGACUUUUUUUGGCGCUGUUUUCCAGAUGGAAAGGAUGCUUAUGAUAAAUGGGGAAAUGUCAUCUGUCAUGGUGAUAAAAGUGUCAUUAAGGAAGGGCAUAAAAGCUUUCCUAGUGGGCAUACCUCGUGGUCGUUUGCUGGUCUGGGUUUUCUUUCGCUAUACUUGUCUGGAAAAGUCAAAGCAUUUGACCGCAGAGGACAUGUUGCAAAACUAUGCAUUGUCUUCCUUCCUCUACUGGUUGCAUCGCUUGUGGCCAUUUCUCGAGUGGAUGAUUAUUGGCACCAUUGGCAGGAUGUCUUUGCUGGAGGUCUCCUAGGGCUUGUAGUUGCUACAUUUUGCUAUUUGCAGUUCUUCCCACCACCUUAUCAUGCUGAUGGUUGGGGUCCAUACGCUUAUUUUCAGGUAUUGGAGGAGUCACUUGCAAGUACACAGGCAACCGAUGUUGAGAAUCAACAAGAUGCAACAGCCGAGGAGGUUCAGAUUGCAAACCAAGAAGAAGAAAGAAGUGAUGAUGGGUUUAUGGGAAUGCAUUCAGCAUGCAAUGCUAGUUCAACAUUGGAAGACAUGGAAUCUGGGAAGAGGUAGCAUUGUUUAUUUCUUAUUCCUAAGAUUAGGAAUAUGUACAUGCACGCAUCUCAUGAGCUGUAGAGUUUUGAACGUGUUUCGAGCAGUUUGAGAUCCUGCUGGAAUAUUAUUGUAAGUUGUGUAGGUAGCUAAGGACACUGCUGUUAAGUAGCAGAGUUUACCUUUGACUAGUUAGAAAGUUUGUUAACCAAAACCCUCCAUUUCUCAUGUCAAGAUGUUUAAAGAGAGAUAAUAAAAGUGAGUCUGACCAAAUAUUAAU